UGGUCUGCCUUGUAUGGGGGUUUUAACCUUUUUCGGACCAUCUUUAUGACUUUAUUUACAAUUUUUAUUAUCACUAUAACUGAUAUCAUCAUUUAUUGUUCUCGCCAUUGAUUAUGUAGACAUAAAUAGAGGAUAUUAUAUGUUGACGAGAAGAGAUGAGUUUUAUUUUCUAGUAAAAUGCGCUCGUUCGUAAAAUACUGUUUUACCAAGAGUAAGUAAGUAGUAGUAAGUAAAAUUCAUAUUCCCAAGCCACCGAGUAAUUUUGUUUUUAUGAUAAAGACAAACAACCACGGAAAAAAAAAGCGGGAAAUUACGUCAUCGAUUUCUUCAGUGGUGAGGAUAUGGAAAAUGCGCCACUGAGGUCCCUGAAAUAGUUUCAAAUAAGUUUUACGAGUGGUGUAUUUUCCAGUAAAACACUCGUGUCUAUUUAACCAUUACUCCACGAGCGCACGAUGGAUAUGAGAGGAUAGAAAGGCAACGAGGUGCGUAGUGCCGAGUUGGCUAGUCAUCUCAUGUCCAACAGUGGAAUAAUUGCUCUAUUCGCCAGAAUUUCCCGGUGGUUCAAAGCUACCAGAGAGCUAAUUUUAUUGUUUACACAGUUUGCAUUUUGUUCAUCGCUUAAAAGAGAGAAGGACACACGAUUGUAGACGGGUGGUAUAUCUUGAGAGAGAGUUUUCACAAAGUCAUUAGUCUCGUGUUGAAUCCCCAGUCGCUUUCCGUCAACGAUUUAAAACUUGAAAUGAUUUGCAAUUUGGCUUCAGACGAAUGACAUCCGCUUCAGAGCGAUAAUAAAGGAAGUUCCAAAAUUGUUGUUUUUAACCGCUAAAUCCGUUAGCACUGGUAACGAGGAACCACAGAAGACUAAAACAGAUACAAACUACAACCCAGAAAAAAAAAGUCAAGACACCAAGCAAGUUCUCCCCUUCUCCCACUUACAAUGGUCAUGAUAAUCAGAUGAUUUUUUCCCAUUUUGUUGAAAAAACGCGACAUUUUCCAACAUUGACUAGGGGGGAUAGGGGAUACGUGACACAGCUCAAGUGUGCCAACUAUUUUUGGCCGGGAUUGUAGGUGGAAGCUGAAAUAUAGCCUGCGUGUAGACAUCUACUAUUUCCUUUCAUGCGUGAAAGGAAAUAGUAACCUUUUAACCGAAACAGGAAACAAAUACCGUUAUUUCCUAAGGUCUGUAAACUUUAAGUCUUUUUGUGUCUACAAAAUGAGACACCUGAAAAAUUUCAUGCUCUUUAUAAAAUGUAUUGUUCACUCAACGAGCAUGACGAGAUCUCAACAUUUCUAGUGCUUCAGGACACUUUUUGAACUAUUUGUUUUUUCCUGUUUCACCUUGUGUUUGCAAUCAAAUGCUAUGAUAAAUAACAAGAUUUGCGAGGCUUUACCUUAGUUUUUACAUUUUACCACACAAGUCAUUCGGCCAAAAUUCCAAUGGCUUAUAUAUACAUGUAUACAGUGAAUGAACUCAAGCUCUUCUACUCCGUGUCGUCUUGACGUUCAAAUUUUCGGAAUAAUCGCGAGUACUCGUGCUAGUGUUUGAUUGGACAAUAAGAAUCGGUAGCUCAAUUUCACAGGAAGAACUUAUUCAUGUCUACCCUAUUUCUGGAGAGAAAGAACAGAAAUAAAAUAUGGAGGCUUUCAAUAAAACCUACAUGCCCGGGCACAUAUAAUAAAGACCAAUUACCAAGUAAGCCACUGAGAGCUUAAUCUAGUUAAAAAGUAAACGUCGCAAAUAUCCCUAACAUAAUAUGAUAUGACACCGCACGCUGUGAAAACGUAGCUUCACAAGCCAAGCUGACACUAGACUAUCUCAGUGAUAUUCCUCCGGCAAAGCUGAAACAGCACCUACUUGGAGGAGCGCGGAGUAUAAAUCUUGAAGCAAACUAAGAAAACUUAUUUUAAAAGUCGACAUGAGUAGCAGCACACUGAUAGAGGUGUUUGGUCAUAUCGUGUUCAGUUUUACACGAGGAGUUACAGAGCACUACAAUCCACAAGAACCUGAAUACACUGCAGAGUCUUUUGGCUACGAUCCUCUACAAAGCACAGGUCGAGAAUGGUAUUAUCAUCCUGUUGAUGAGUUUAUUUAUCAAGAAUACAGCGACAGAGAAGCCACAAGCUUGGACUAUCUGGCGUCUAGCCGUCUCGAUAUAAAGGUUAUAAACGCAUGCUCUCCAGACCAAAAUGAAGAAACACUGGAAGAUCAACAAGAUGAAGAUAGAGCAAUGGCUUGGAAGCGACUCAGACCAUCCGCUCUCCGUACAGCUUGUAAAUCAAUGUACAUUGGAGCUUCGAUUUCUCUACUAACUGCCAUCAUCAUAGGUUCAGCAUACUUGCUGAUCACUUAUCUUUCUUACAAAACUAAACUCGCCUGCCAGUUUUCCCCAAAGACGUUAAUUCCAUUACAUGUGCAAUGGCUGAGAACAAUCUGUGGUAUAAUCUCAUGUGCUUUUAUUUACAUGUGGUACUUUGCAACCACACUAUUCCUUUUUCGCCCAUACCAGUUGAUGGGGGUGAAAAGAAAACUCUUUCUGGUUUGUUACCUCGGCUUUUUUCUAGAUGUCGUUUAUCGUGUGGCGCUACAAGCCCUAGAAUUAUCUCAUUCGAAGAUUUCAUUGCUUCAAAAGAGUGUACUCGACAUCAUAUUUUUUCUGAGUGUAUGCGAACAAAUCCGUCUUCUAACAAGUCACUUCCGUAUGCGGCGGUCAAGAAGACAGCAGGUGACUUUUGUGAUACAAAUGAUUCUACCCGGUUCUUUUUGUUUCCUUCUUGGUACAAUGCUAGUGACUUUUAUUUACCCAGCGUACAACAAACAGCACAAGGAAGGCCAACUGUUAAUCGCACUCUUCGCUCCUAUCAUUGGAGUCAUAGUCAAAGCGAUCGCGCGAAUUUCCGUUCAGCGGUUAUGGAACAUAACCCAUCCGGGUUAUUCCUAUGCCUUGUUGGUCCCGUUGUAUUUUGGCUCAGCGGUUAUGUUUCGAGUAUUACAGGCGGAUCUUAAUAGUGUGGAAUCUAUCGCCAUUCUUGGACUAAUUCACGGCUCAGCAGAAGUUAUAGAACGAAGCACCAUGGUUAUAUUUGAUCACAUUUCCCAUAUGAUUUGGAAAAGAACAUCAGCUCCUUGGGGAAGUUUUCGUACUCCUCGCCGUGAGAGACUAAUGGCUGAUAUCGCUAUCAUGAGCAUGUUGUAUGAAUCGACUGCAAUAGUGGCCGUUAAUGGAUUUUUGCACUUUUAUCAGUUAACUUACCUACACAAUGAUUCCCUAUUGAAAUUGCUGCAUUCUUUUGCGAUUCGAACUUCAGUUCCGCUGGUGAUCGAGUGGUUUUUCACCAGCGUGUCUCUAGCGAUCGAGACUCGCUAUCAGAAUAUGGCUGUAAUGGCUGUUUGGCGAAGAAGAUGGAAAAGGCACAUCUUGGUAGCAGCUGUAAAUGCGGUGCCUUUAGCACUGUGGACUAGUACUAACCUCAUAGAGGUUGUACAUGGACGUUUUCAUGAGACUAACCAGCCUUGCAAAAUGCCGUUUACUUGAGAGUAGCAACGCAAUAAACUACGGCAUCAACGAGGGCAUAUUUUUCAUUUUUGCAUUAACUAAAGGAAAAUUGUAGAAACUGCACUCAUGAGUAAAUUUAGUAGAUAAAGGAUUCUGUUCUACGCGUCACUUGAUUUUGUUUAGGAUGCAAGAUGUUUACUUCGCACUUCAAACUGUAGUUUCCUAGUUCCCAGGGUCUCUCUUCUUUCCGUUCCCAAGAACAACCGAGAGAUAGAGAGGCAACCCUGGAAACGAGCUUGAAGUAUUUUCCCACAAGGAAAGCAUCUACGCUACUUUUACGUUACAAAGCUUUAAGGGAGGAUCAUAGACACUCUUAAACACUUAAGGCUCAAGAUUACAAGGUACAAGAGUGUACAAUCUGUUGAUAUAUUUAUGCUAAGUAUAGUUUACAAAACUAGCCCAAAAUUUAGCUCGAAAUGAACCAUUGCCACUACAGUAGAUAUUUCAUUACUAAGAGUUUGAGAGUUCACACUCCUACAAAAUAUUUUACCGAUUGCUGUUUUAGGUGACUUUUUCUUUAUAGAUAAUGUCACCAUAAACAUUGUCACAUGGUAUUAUAUCACCAUGGUUAUGUCACGUUACAUAAUGUCACGUUAUAUUAUGUCACGAUAUAUUAUUGUUAAACAAGAUUGAGUUAUGUCACGAUAUUUUAACACGUACUUUAAAACGUUACAUCACGAUAUUUUAACAUGUACUUUAAAACGUGAGUCAAAAUCCUGUGACAGUUUAAGGUGAAAAAAAUACAACAUUAAUUAAAUAGAAAUGAUACAUGUAGGGACAGUGUCUCUGCUGGUUAUCGAAAUUUCAUGUUCUGAAUUUCUAUAUUGCUGACCUCUUUCAAAUAGUUACAAAAAUAAAUUGGACAAAAAGAUUCUAUGGAGAAAAUACAACACAUAUUUGGGGAGAAGUGCAGGAUCAUAAGGAUGAAGAAAGUUCAUCGAAGUUGACUUUGUGACAGUUCAUGUAUACCCGUGAAGAAAUCAAAAUUGCCACUCUGGAGAAAUUUUCAAUAAUUAUUUUAAUCUUUAGUUGAUACUAGUUACGAAUUAUAUAGGCUUCUGGAUAAAUUUUGGACAAAUACUUUGUCUACAGUAUCGCCAUUAAUACAGUCUUAGCAGUUAUUGCUACAUGUAAGACAAAAAUUAAUAUUGGAGUUAUUCCAAAUCUUCUUUUUCAUAGAUCUUCCAGAAUACUACAGCAGCAUGUACUCAAGGCGAAGUGUUUUAUCAAAGGGCUAAAAAUAAAGUUACA
This is a messenger RNA of Orbicella faveolata, 4805 nucleotides long. RefSeq lists its product as uncharacterized. Lineage: Eukaryota; Metazoa; Cnidaria; Anthozoa; Scleractinia; Merulinidae. The record is from RefSeq and is a predicted model, not a curated record.